This is a messenger RNA of Diaporthe amygdali, 1392 nucleotides long. RefSeq lists its product as uncharacterized. The transcript has a single exon. Gene Ontology annotation, biological process: ergosterol biosynthetic process. Gene Ontology annotation, cellular component: endoplasmic reticulum. Gene Ontology annotation, molecular function: sterol 24-C-methyltransferase activity. The record is from RefSeq and is a predicted model, not a curated record. The coding region runs from base 1 to 1392 and encodes 463 amino acids. Lineage: Eukaryota; Fungi; Ascomycota; Sordariomycetes; Diaporthales; Diaporthaceae.
AUGGCUGCCGCUGCCGUACUACCCGCCCCUCCCCAUGAUGCCGUCAUGCCUGUCAACAAGGAUAUCUCGCCGCAGUCCACUCCCUCAGAGUCUACCUCUGGGUCUACCUCAUCCACAGCCCUGCAAAAUCCCAGUCUGACCGACAGCACUCGAACCAGUGAGACCCUGAACGAGAAGGACGCCCAGCAGGUACCACGCCUGGACGCCGAUGGCAAGGUCAAUGGGCCAAAGCCUGGCUCCAUUGGUCUUCAGAAGACCAGGUCAAAGAGGCUGCGCCAAUCUUUGUCUUCCAAGCGCAGUAGCAAAUUAGCCAAUGUCCCCGAGGAACAGGCUGAUGCCGCCGAACCUGACAGGUCCGUAUCGACCAGUCGGUUCAAGACGUUCGUCAAGUCCUUCAAGUACCUGUACAACCUGACCCCCAAGCAGGUGGAUGACUUCAUGGCAUCCUACAUCAUCUACAACCUGGACUGGGAGAACGAGGCUGAGAUCAUCGAGACUCUGGGUCCUAACUACCAGCAAAAGGUUGGUGACUGCCUCAAGUCAUACUACGGAGUGCUCAACCACCUCUGUGCCCUGGGUGACGUCGAGAAAAUGUACAUCCCACCCGCCAUGAACAUGAAGGUCUCUGUACGCGACAACCAGCUGCUGUACGAGGAGUCCAUCGCUCGGGACCUUGGCUUGAAACCUGGUAUGAGGGUACUGGAUCUCGGGUGUGGACGAGGCCGCGUUGCUGCCCACAUGACAAAGUACUCAGGCGCCCGCGUCACAGGCCUCAACAUCGAGCCCAAUUCGAUUGCCCAGGCUCAAGCUUUCAACGAUGAGUUGGGUUUCGACAACGACUUCAUCAUCAAGGACUUUAAUGACUUGCCGCUCCCUUUUGAGGAUGAGACUUUCGACGCUUUCUAUAACAUUCAGGCCUUCAGUCUCGCCAAAGACCACCCUGCCCUUGCAAAGGAGGUGUAUCGUGUCCUCAAACCUGGUGGCCGCUUUUCGUCCCUGGACUGGGUCAAAUAUCCGGCCUAUGAUGAGAAGAACCCUGAGCAUACGCAGCUCAUGCGCCGUGUGAAGCCACUCAUCGGUGCAGUGGGAACACCCACCCCGAUAUCCAUGGAGAAGGCGCUCACCGACGCGGGGCUGUUCGUCACAGUCUCGGACAACGCCAGCAUCGCCACAGAUGGCCUUCAGAGCCCGCUCAUCGGCAAGGUGGACUUUUACUUCCGGUCGAUGCGGCAGCUCAUCCUGGCGCUGGUCAAGGUGCAUGCACUGCCAGCCCACUUCAAGACGCUCAUCAACCGGUUUUGCCUGGAUGGUGAGGCAUUCGUCAAGAUGGACGAGAUGAGGCUCAUCACGACCAGCUAUCGUAUCAUUGCCGAGAAACCGCAAAAGGCAUAG